AUGAGCGGCAAGGCUGACAAGAUCGAGAAGAUCAUCUCGCGGCUCCGCGAGCGCAUUGCCGACGGGCAGUUCUACGAGGCCCAGCAGCAGACGCGCGUCGUCGCCGCCCGCUACACCAAAGCGUCCAACUGGGACGCCGCCAUCGACAUCCUCUACAAUGUCGCACAGGCGCUGCUCAAGGCCGGCCAGGGCGGCAGCGGUGGCGACCUAUGCAUCCUCCUCGUCGAUGUGUACAAGCAGGCCGAGCUGAAGCCGGACUCGACGUCAAGGGGUCGGCUGCUGACGUGCCUGCGGUUGUUUCAGAGCGAGGAGCCGACGAGGAAGAAGUACAUUGGAGAAGCCAUCGGUUGGUCUUCGAAGUUUGGCGAAUAUCCCGCUGGCGAUCCCGAGAUUCAUCACGUUGCUGGUUCACUAUAUGCGGAAGAGCACGAGACAUACGAGGCGGAACGGCAUCUAUUACUAGGUACUAGGGAUUCCCCCGAGGUCCUCAUCCGCAUGGAGUACCAGUGGUACAAGGAGGACGAAGCCCACACUGCUCCUCUCUAUGCUAGCAGAGCUGUUCUGCCGUACCUCUUGGUGGCAAACGUCAGGGCCGCCAACGCCUGCUUUCAGUACUUCACCAGCGCACUCAAGGAGGACAACAAGGGCCUCGCCGUGCAGGAGAUGGAAAGCAGCAGUGCCAACGUCCCAAUCUUCCCCAGCCUGCCGCUGCUGAACUUCCUCGGCCUCUUGCUGCUAGCUGUGCAGCGAGGUAGCCCUGACCUCUUCCGGCAGCUGCACACCAAGUACGCGUCGCACAUUGCAGAGACAGAAUGGGCCGAGCCGUUGGAGAUGAUUGCUGAGAUGUACUUUGGCAUUCAACGCCCCAGGCAGAGCAACCCCCUGAUGGACAUGAUGGGCAGUUUGUUUGGUGGAGGAGCUGGAGGAGCGGGUGGCGCUGGAGCGAGAAAGCCGCCUGUCAGGCGGGUUGAGGCACCCGCAGCUGAGGGUUUGGACUGA
Thyridium curvatum is the source of this 999-nucleotide messenger RNA. RefSeq lists its product as uncharacterized. NCBI's taxonomy places the organism in Eukaryota, Fungi, Ascomycota, Sordariomycetes, Thyridiales, Thyridiaceae. The coding region runs from base 1 to 999 and encodes 332 amino acids. Gene Ontology annotation, biological process: protein insertion into ER membrane. The transcript has 2 exons. The record is from RefSeq and is a predicted model, not a curated record. Gene Ontology annotation, cellular component: TRC complex; cytosol. Gene Ontology annotation, molecular function: protein binding.